CUGUAAUUAUAUUUAUCAGAUGACACUGACACUCAUCCUCUAAAGACAUAAACCAUUGUCAUUAACUUAAUUCUAUUAGAGAUAUGAAAAUCCAUCUAGAGAAAAAUUUAGAAGAAGAACGCCAAAUAUUACUGCAGCAACAAAAAAUAUGUCGAAAUCGAGCACGUAAAUAUUUUGUGGAGUCAAACCGGAGAAAAAAAGCCUUUGAAGAGAAACGAAAAGAACAAGAAGAAAGAGAACACCAAAUCAGAGAAAAAAUACUUCAACAAAGAAAACAGAAGUUUGAAGAAGUUACUGAAAAAUUCCAACGUGCCCAUAUUCCUCUUUCACAGCGGAGGAGAGCAG
This is a messenger RNA of Galeopterus variegatus (Sunda flying lemur), 345 nucleotides long. RefSeq names its product KIAA1377 ortholog (gene CEP126). NCBI's taxonomy places the organism in Eukaryota, Metazoa, Chordata, Mammalia, Dermoptera, Cynocephalidae. The annotation marks the transcript as partial. The record is from RefSeq and is a predicted model, not a curated record. The transcript is spliced from 2 exons. Gene Ontology annotation, biological process: non-motile cilium assembly; mitotic spindle organization; cytoplasmic microtubule organization. Gene Ontology annotation, cellular component: centrosome; midbody; ciliary base.